AUGUGGUGGCAGUGGGUAGCUCGGUUUAACGGGCUCUGGCUGAUGGUCUCAUGGGCGUUGUCGAUAUUGGCGCUGACUUUGGGGUGCUGGGGGUUGGCGACCGCGGUCGCCACGCCACACGAACAGCAUGCCUCCACAGGUGCCGCCGCUGCCACCGCCACCUCCAGCCAAGUGCCCCUGGACUGCCUGCUCGCUGACAGAGGACCGUUUCACCGAGCCCCAGAGUAUGCUGACUUCAUGGAGCGCUAUCGGCAGGGUUUCACCACCAGGUACAGGAUCUACAGAGAAUUUGCUCGCUGGAAGGUGAACAACUUGGCACUGGAAAGGAAAGAUUUCUUCAGCUUGCCUCUGCCUCUGGCUCCAGAAUUCGUUCGCAACAUUCGCCUUCUGGGGCGGCGGCCCAGCUUCCAACAGAUCACCGAGACCCUGAUCAAGAAAUACGGGACCCAUUUCCUGCUCUCCGCCACUCUAGGAGGAGAAGAGUCCCUGACUAUUUUCGUGGACAAGCGGAAGCUCAGUCGGAAAGCGGAAGUUGGCAGCCCGGGAGGAAGCGGAGGGACCAACGCCACCGUCUCCUUGGAAACGCUGCACCAACUGGCCGCCUCGUACUUCAUUGACCGCGAGAGCACGCUACGGCGGCUCCACCAUAUUCAGAUAGCGACAGCAGCCAUCAAGGUCACCGAGACCAGGACAGGACCGCUUGGAUGUAGCAACUACGACAAUCUGGAUUCUGUGAGUUCCGUCCUUGUCCAGAGUCCCGAGAACAAAGUUCAGCUCCUUGGCCUGCAGGCGCUGUUGCCGGAGUACCUGCGGGAACGCUUUGUGGCUGCUGCCCUCAGCUACAUCACCUGCAAUUCAGAGGGGGAGCUGAUCUGCCGAGAGAAUGACUGCUGGUGCCAGUGUGGGCUUAGUUUCCCACAAUGCAACUGCCCCGAGGGUGACAUCCAUGCUAUGGAAGAGAGUCUCCUCCAGAUCCGGGACGCUUGGGACAGCCACUACCAACAGUUUGAGGAAUCGGAGGAACUGCAGGCCCUGGUGAAGAAGUUCCCAGGGGAUCGUUUUUGGAACAUCACAGCAAUCUCUCAGUACUGGGCCAUGGACCUCGAUAUUCAGCAUCGCUAUCAGAAGCUAAGCACCACCUUGAAGAUUCUGUCCAAGAAGACCCACCGAAUCGUCCGGCGCCUCUUCAACCUGGCCAAACGCUGUCGCCGCCAGCCACGCUUCCGACUUCUGAAGGAGAGGCCUUUGACCUAUUGGUGGAGCCGCGUCCAGUCCCUCCUGUACUGCAGCGAGACUGCCGCGCCAGGGACUUUUGUGGAGGAAAGUCAUAGUUGCACCUGCCCUCACGACCAGCUCUCCUGCCAGGGGAUCAUCCCAUGUGCCUUGGGUGACGGGCCGGAAUGUGCUGCCUGCGCAGAGGACAACGCCACCCAGUGCGGGGCCUGCAACCCUGGUUAUGUGCUAACCCUAGGGCUGUGCCGGCCGGAGGUGGCCGAGUCCCUAGAGCACUAUUUAGGGCUGGAGACAGACCUUCAGGACCUGGAGCUCAAGUACCUCCUGCAGAAGCGGGACAGCCGGAUCGAGGUGCACUCCAUCUUCAUCAGCAACGACAUGCGCCUCGGGACCUGGUUUGACCCUUCCUGGAGGAAAAGGAUGCUGGUGACCCUGAAGAGCAACAAGUAUAAACCAGGCUUGGUCCAUCUCAUGCUUGCGCUCUCCCUCCAGAUCUGUCUCACCAAGAACAGCACCCUGGAGCCGGUGAUGGCCAUCUACGUCAACCCCUUUGGGGGUAGCCAUUCCGAGAGCUGGUUCAUGCCCACCAACGAGAGCGGCUUUCCCGACUGGGAAAGGACUAAUGUGGAUGCUUCUGGGCAGUGCCAAAAUUGGACGCUCUCUUUAGGCAACAAGUGGAAGACCUUCUUCGAGACAGUCCAUGUUUACCUGAGGAGCCGCAUCAAGUCUCUCAACGACAGCUCCAAUGAGACCAUCUUCUACGAGCCCCUGGACAUGGACCCCUCUAAGAACUUGGGGUACAUGAGGAUCAACAGCUUACAGGUCUUUGGCUACAGCCUACCCUUUGAGUCGGAUGCCAUCCGGGACCUUGUCCUUCAGCUGGAUUACCCGUAUACCCAAGGGUCUCAAGAUUCUGCCAUACUGCAGUUGAUUGAAAUCCGGGACCGGGUCAACCGUCUCUCCCCGCCUGGGAAAACUCGCCUUGACCUUUUCUCCUGCUUGCUCCGGCACAGGCUCAAGUUGGCCAACAACGAGGUGAGUCGGAUCCAGUCUACCCUGCAGGCCUUCAACGCCAGACUGCCAAACCCCGUGGAGUACGAGACUGGCAAACUGUGCAGCUAGC
Molecule: messenger RNA, 2356 nt
Organism: Gekko japonicus
Lineage: Eukaryota; Metazoa; Chordata; Lepidosauria; Squamata; Gekkonidae
Gene: BRINP2
Product: bone morphogenetic protein/retinoic acid inducible neural-specific 2
Exons: 7
Coding region: 1-2355 (784 amino acids)
Biological process (GO): negative regulation of mitotic cell cycle; positive regulation of neuron differentiation
Source: RefSeq, a predicted model, not a curated record